GACCGCGUGCUAUGGUUGGUCGGAGAUUUUUCGAUUUCACGAUCUUAAAGUCAUAUGAUUCACAGCAAAUAUAGCAACAAAUAUCUCAAUUGGUAUUUUCCAAAGUCACGAAACGUGCAUUGAGUUUGGAGCGAUAUCUGAAGUGAAGAUUGAAGACGUGAUAGAAGAUGGACGACCACUGCUAUGCUAAGAUGGCGACGUCCGCUAAAAGAGAACAUGAAAGAGAAUCAGCGCCACCAACUUCCAGCAAAUCUCUAACGGAGAUAAAGACGAAAGAUGAAGACGUCCAGCAGCUGAUCGGUAAUCCAGAAGAAGUUUCCCCUCAGUUAGGGGGGAGCUCCACUUUGAAGCAGGAGACUCCACAACCACCCUGCAUUAAAAAGGAAGAGGAGGAACUCUGCAUCACUCAGGAGGGAGAGUGUCUUCUAGGACGAGAGGAAGCUGAUUACACUAAGUUUCCACUGAGUAUUCUCUCUGUGAAGACUGAAGAUGAUGAAGAGAAACCACAACUAGACAACAUCUUAACUCCACUAUCACAUAGUGAGGCGAAAGACAAGGUUGAAGAACCUUUGAGCAGCGAUAAAGACUGUGAAGGUGAUAUGAGGACUCACAUUGACAAGAAACACUCUGAAUGCUCUACUAAGAAGAGAAGUAAAACAUGUUUGAGCUGCUCAGUUUGUGCUGAAAGUUUUACUAAAAAGUGCCACUUGACUCGACACAUGAGAACACACACAGGUGUAAAACCAUUUAAGUGUUCAGUUUGUGGCAAAAGUUUUUCUCAAAAUAGCAUUUUGACUCAACACAUGAGAACACACACAGGUGAAAAACCAUUUAAAUGUUCAGUUUGUGUCGCAAGCUUUUGUCAAAAAGGCCAAUUGUCUCAACACAUGAGAACACACACAGGAGAAAAACCAUUUAAAUGUUCAGUUUGUGUCAUGAGCUUUUGUCAAAAAGGCCAAUUGACUCAACACAUGAGAACACACACAGGAGAAAAACCAUUUAAAUGUUCAGUUUGUGUCAUGAGCUUUUGUCAAAAAGGCCAAUUGACUCAACACAUGAGAACACACACAGGUGAAAAACCAUUUGAAUGUUCAGUUUGUGGCAACAGCUUUUCUCGAAAGUAUCAUUUGAAUCAACACAUGACAACACACACAGGAGGAAAAAAAAAUAUUAACUGUUCAGUUUGUGGCAAAAGCUUUUCUGUUAAGCAAAAUUUGACUAACCACAUGAGAAGACACACGGGAAAAAACACAUUUAGUUGUUCAGUUUGUGGCAAAAGCUUUCUUUUUAAGAGCAAUUUGACUGAACAUAUGAGAAGGCACACAGGUGAAAAACCAUUUGAAUGUUCAGUUUGUGGCAAAAGCUUUUCUCGAAAGUAUCAUUUGAAUCAACACAUGAUAACACACACAGGAGGAAAAAAAAAUAUUAACUGUUCAGUUUGUGGCAAAAGCUUUUCUGUCCAGAGCCAUUUGACCCAACACAUGAGAAGACACGCAGGAGAAAAACCAUUUAGUUGUUCAGUUUGUGGCAAAAGUUUUUCUGUUAAGAGGGAUUUAACUAACCACAUGAGAACGCACACAGGUGAAAAACCAUUUAGUUGUUCAGUUUGUGGCAAAAAGUUUUCUUUUAAGAGCAGUAUGAUUGGACAUAUGAGAAGACACACAGGUGAAAAACCAUUUAGUUGUUCAGUUUGUGGCAAAAGCUUUUCUUUUAAGAGCAGUACGAUUGGACAUAUGAGAAUACACACAGGUAAAAAAACAUUUAGUUGUUCAGUUUGUGGCAAAAGUUUUUCUGUUAAGAGGGAUUUAACUAACCACAAGAGAACACACACAGGUGAAAAACCAUACAAGUGUUCAGUUUGUAGCAAAAGCUUUUCUAAAAAUAGCCAAUUGACUCAACACAUGAGAACACACACAAGAAAAAAACAUUUAGUUGUUCAGUGUGCUGUAAAAGGUUCACACAUAAUGCAGACGCAGCAAAACACAAAAGAACACACAAGGGAAAAUAACCAAUUAUCUGUUUAGUUUGUGGUAUGUUGCUC
Messenger RNA from Entelurus aequoreus (snake pipefish), 2041 nucleotides. RefSeq names its product gastrula zinc finger protein XlCGF57.1-like. The coding region runs from base 168 to 2024 and encodes 618 amino acids. Gene Ontology annotation, biological process: regulation of DNA-templated transcription. The record is from RefSeq and is a predicted model, not a curated record. NCBI's taxonomy places the organism in Eukaryota, Metazoa, Chordata, Actinopteri, Syngnathiformes, Syngnathidae. Gene Ontology annotation, molecular function: RNA polymerase II cis-regulatory region sequence-specific DNA binding; DNA-binding transcription factor activity, RNA polymerase II-specific. The transcript is spliced from 2 exons.